AUGUCGUUCAAGGCAAACACAUCAAUUACGUGGAAUAAAUAUGGAUUGCAAUUACGAUGGCCUUAUAUUUGGAUAAUUAUACUUGGAUUGAUACUAAUAUUCCUUUGUUUAAGCAUAGCUGGUAUGGAAAUCGGUCAUACAAUUUUCGAUUUACGUCGAUCAACAGCCUUUGGAGGUUUUAUUGUUUUUAUUCCUCUAAUGAUCUGUGCUAUUUUCGUUUUGAUUACUGCAUGCAAGACACGUUUAAUUAUUCUUCGUAUUACUGUAAUAUUAUGUUGUAUUAUGAUUAUAUUAUGUAUGAUCUUAAUAGCUUAUGAUAUUCUUGUUCUUAUUGACCCAACUCGGUGUUUCUUUUUCAACUGUAAUGAUGCUUCAGUUGAUAUAUCUAAUUCAACACAUAAUAUAAUCAUAACUGGCUGGCCACUUUAUAUAACAUGGCCCGGUUAUUUUCAAACAAAUAUGAAUGCAAAACGUAUAUUUCAAAGUAUUCAAAUACUUUGUGCUGGCUUAUUUAUUUUAUUUGCAUCUUUAUAUAUAUUAACGUAUAUUAUUUAUAGACAUAUUAGAUUAAAUCAACAACUUAUUUCUAACACUGAUCGUCGUAUGUUUUCAACAAAUGAAACAAAAAGAGUAUUACCAACAAAUGAAACAAAAAGAGUAUUACCGACAAAUGAAACAAAUAGAGUAUUACCAACAAAUGAAACAAAUAGAGUAUUACCAACAAAAUAUUCCAAUAAUUUAUCUCAAUCAUAUCCACAAUAUAAUCCUCAUCAUCAAGUUACAACAUAUACGAUUGAAGGUCAACCAUACACAUCAGCACAAUCUCAUUAUUCAUCAGUAGCAGUACGACCUGCUACAACGACAACAACACCAAGAAAAACAGAAACCAAACCAUUUGUAGGACCAAACGUUAGUUCAAUUAACUAUGACCAAGUAUGUGCACGUUGUAAUCAAGAACCUCAAAUGAUAUUAACAACAAAUUAUGAACGAAAAAAUUUCUUUCCAUAUUUAUGCAUCAAUUGUAAUAAUGAAAUUGUAAAUCAUCGUCGAAAACCACCAUUUGUUCAAUCAAAAUAUAGACCCAUAUGGAGACCUUAA
Messenger RNA from Rotaria sordida, 1098 nucleotides. Lineage: Eukaryota; Metazoa; Rotifera; Eurotatoria; Philodinida; Philodinidae. The record is from the annotation of a GenBank genome assembly.